AUGUCCAAACGACAUGCUGGUCUGACUGAAAAUAUUAGUGGACUUCAAGUUUUUCAUUUAUUUAGUGAUUCUUAUCAAGCAACUUUAUCAUUGCCACAAUCAAUUCAGUCGUUGAAGAAUAUUGCUCUCUACUUUUUAGGUGUUAUCUCUAUUUUGGGAAAUCUGCAAAGUCUUGAGACACUUGAUUUGGAUAAGUGUAAAAUUAAUGAGUUGCUAGACGGACUUGCAAAACUAAGUAAUCUUAGAUUGUUGAACUUGAGAAGUUAUGAAAUUAUGAGGAAUAAUCCAUUUGAAGUGAUUGAAGGAUGCUCAUCACUUGAAGAGUUGUCAUUGAUACAAUGCCUGAUGUUGAUCUCCCUGUUUCAAGUAACUACCGCUCGUAGCCUAGUGUCGUUGGCAAUAGUUUGUUGCAGCCAUCUUGAAUACAUAAUAAUAGAUGAAAGAUAA
This is a messenger RNA of Vicia faba (fava bean), 447 nucleotides long. The record is from the annotation of a GenBank genome assembly. NCBI's taxonomy places the organism in Eukaryota, Viridiplantae, Streptophyta, Magnoliopsida, Fabales, Fabaceae.